Molecule: messenger RNA, 4079 nt
Organism: Linum trigynum
Lineage: Eukaryota; Viridiplantae; Streptophyta; Magnoliopsida; Malpighiales; Linaceae
Source: the annotation of a GenBank genome assembly
AGCUUAAUACUCGCACAACAGAGCGAUCUAAAAAGUUAAAGAGAUGCUUAUGAACAUAGCUCCCUCUCCUCUCCACUAAACACAUCCAAUUUUUGGUACACAAUUCAUUUUUUGUUACUAUAAAAAGUAUGACUACUUUCUCUUUUUUUUUUUAAAGGUUCAUUUAGAUUGCAAAAGAGACAAGCCUAAUGGAAAAGUACACAUACAAACAAUGCAACAAAAAAAGGCUCAAAGCCCACAAACCCAACAAAAGAUUGGACACAUAAUAGGGGUCAGACCAAGUCCAACCCAAGCUCAGAAUCCCCAACCCUAGCUGCACAAACGGUUUGAUACUCCUCCUGAAACGCUAUGAUAUACUUUUCCAUACAUUUGAAUAACGCAUUCUCAGGGUAUAAAGUAUUUUUUGCUAUCCUUGUCCCUUGACUCCUCACCGUCGCUAACUGCUACAUGCAAACCUUCCUCCCAUCAUCGAAGUCCAAGGAAUGGUUACCACACAAGCACUAAGAAAGCAUGUCGGAGCAGAACCACCCCAGGUAGAGGACACUGAGAGGCACACGAGCCACCUCCAGCGAAAACCUCGCCAAACCAAACUCUCAAAGCUCCCCACCAACGAAACCAGCGAGAGAACCUCGGUCGAGAGGGUGACUGAUGACAAAAUGUCAAAAUCUUGGAGGUGAACUUCAGUCUUCAGAAUCUUCUCUUUGAGUCCAGGCAGAUUUCCACAUCUACGAAACACCAAAACAUGCAAGGUGAAUCAAAGAAGAAUCGACCUCCUUUGCAUCUAAGAUCGAUAACAUAUUCAUAUCUAGAUCGGAUGAGAGGACAAAACAUCAUCUCAACAGAGCGAAGGAAGAAUAGUAAUUUGCCAUUUUAUUUCUUGAGGUGAUUGUAUUUGGAAUGCACAUGAUGGAGAUAAGAUCGAAUCAAAUAAUGAAAACCACGACUCAAAUGGAAGGAAAAUGUACGAGUAAGAUCGAGACUCUGAUACAUUAUGCCCGAUUUAGUUUGGUAUAAUGUAUCAAUUCGGUCCAUUUUUUUUAUAACAUACAUUGAGGUGGUUGUGAUGUCGGUUCAUCCUGUUGUAGUGUAGUACAAACCCGCUACACGUUCCUAGUUGCCAUUUCGACGAACCCAUCUUUAGACCAUAAAACGACGCCGUUCAAAAUGCUUAUAAGUUAUAACUAUAAGCUAGAAGAAAAUUAAAAAAAGUUACCGUUAAUAUAAAUAAGGCGAUUAGCUUGAUAGAGUAGCCUCCACUUCCCUAUAAUGCGGGCGCGUGGCGACAGAAGGAAACAAACAACACUCUGCACUGCAGGCUGCAGCUCGCUCUGCUGCACAGUUCACACUCUGCUCUCUGUCUCUCACUCAGCCACUGAGCUUUGGCCGUUUCCUCUCUCUCUCUCUCUCUCUCUCUCUCUCAGUCACACUUCUCAAUCUGCUUCUCCUCCGCCGUUUCUCUGGAAAAUUGAUUUCACAUUCAACAAUUAACCCCCAAAAGGCAAAACCCACUUUCUCUCUCUCUCUCCUCCUCCUCCUCUGUUCUCUUUCUUCUCCAUCUUUCACUCUCUGUGCCUCUGGCGCCAUUGUUAUCCUUCUUCAAGCUCGUUUCUUUGGACUGCCCAGCUGAAACUAAAAAGGAAUGGGCUGCGCUCAGUCCAAGGUGGACAACGAGGAAUCAGUGACGAGAUGCAAGGAGCGGAAAAUCCUGAUGAAGGAGGCGGUGGCGGCGAGGAACGCCUUCGCCGCCGCUCAUUCCGGCUACGCAGUGUCCCUGAAGAACACCGGCGCCGCUCUCAACGACUACGCCCACGGGGAAGCGGACCCAUCUCAGGCCGCCAAUCUAGAGCAGCAGGGUCCGCUAGAUGCAGGGUCGGAGCAGCCGCCAUUGCCGCCGCCGCCUCCUCCGAUCGACAAUCUCCCGCCGCCUCCGCCUCCUCUGCCGAGCUUCUCCCCUAGCCCUAGCCCUCCAAUCAUGCGCGCAAUCAGCAUGCCCGCGAUUUCGCUGAAGCAGAGGGGCCGGCGAGAUUUGGACUCCGUCGCUAUCGCUGAAGAAGACGAGGAGGAGGAGGAAGAGGAGGAGGAAGAAGAGGAAUUGGAUCACGGGCUUCGAAACGGGAAUAGAGGAAGUAAGAACAGAGAUGCACCGCCACCACCGCCGGCGGGAAAUCACCAGGUGCCGCCGAUGCCGGAGGCGAAGGGCAUGGCUUGGGAUUACUUCUUCAUGGUGGACAGUUUGCCCGGCCCGACCCUGGAUCCCGAAGACCACUAUGAGGAAGACGAUGGGGAGGCAGAGAGACAGAACGCGAAUGGAAAUUUUGGGGGAAAUGUGGACGAUGACGAUGAGCCCAGGACGCCGGAGAUAACUCCGGCGAAGGCGAAGGCCGUCCUGAGGGAGGAAGAGGAAGAAGAUGCUACAAGAGGGAAGCAGAUUGAGCAUUCUAAAACGGCUCCGCCGGAGUUCAUGAGAGUUGGGAAGAAGGCUGCUGCCGGGAGUGUGGAUUUGAUGCAGGUCUUAGGUCAGAUCGAUGAUCAUUUCCUUAGGGCUUCAGAGAGCACUCAGGAGGUCUGCAAGAUGCUCGAAGCGACUCGACUCCAUUACCAUUCCAAUUUUGCUGACAAUAGAGGGCACAUUGAUCAUUCUGCCAGGGUUAUGCGUGUGAUUACGUGGAAUAAGUCGUUUAAAGGUGUAAGCAGCGGUGGAGAAGGAGGGAAUGAUGAAUUCGAUUCAGACGAUUACGAAACCCAUGCCACUGUUCUGGACAAGUUGAUGGCAUGGGAGAAGAAACUCUAUGAUGAAGUCAAGCAAGGUGAGCUGAUGAAGCUCGAGUACAAAAGGAAGGUGGCAUUGCUCAACAAGCAGAAGAAACGCGGUGCUAGUGCUGAAUCCUUGGAGAAGACUAAAGCUGCUGUGAGCCAUUUGCACACGAGAUAUAUAGUUGACAUGCAGUCCAUGGACUCGACUGUCUCGGAAGUCAAUCAUAUACGCGAUCAGCAGUUGUAUCCUAAGCUGGUUGCUCUUGUCGAAGGGAUGUCGAAGAUGUGGGGAAGCAUGUCAAUCCACCACGAUAGCCAGCUGAAGAUCGUAACAGACCUCAAAUCACUUGAUAUAGCCCACGCCAUCCGAGAAACAACGAGGCAGCAUCAUGUACAGACCGCACAAUUGUGUGAUGUUGUCGAGAAAUGGCACGACCAAUUCAAUCAUCUUGUCACGCAUCAGAAGCAAUACAUAAGCUGUCUCAACAGCUGGCUAAAGCUGAACCUCAUCCCCAUAGAGAGCAGCCUGAAGGAGAAGAUAUCGUCACCACCUCGAGUCCAGACCCCGCCCAUCCAACCUUUGCUCCACGCGUGGCACGACCACCUCGAGAAGCUCCCCGACGAGAUCUCGAAAUCUGCCAUCUCAUCGUUCGCAGCAGUGAUCACGACCAUCAAGCUCCACCAGGAGGAAGAGAUGAAGCUGAAGGAAAAGUGCGAAGAAACUCGCAGGGAGUACAUACGAAAGAGGCAGGCGUUCGAGGAUUGGCACCAGAAGUACGUCAUGAAGAGAGCCCCAACGCCUUUGGAGGACGAAAAUGGUGGUGGUGAUCGAACCGGAGACCCGGUGGCGGAGAGGCUGUUUGCUGUGGAGACCCUGCAGAAGAGGCUGGAGGAGGAAGUGGAAGCUCACCAGAGGCAUUGCCUUCAGGUGAGGGAGAAGUCGCUGGGCAGCCUUAAGAUCCGUCUGCCCGAGCUGUUUCGUGCCAUGUCGGACUAUUCUCAUGCGUGUUUUGAUUCGUACGAGAGGCUGCGGUCGAUCGUUCAGCGGCAGCAGAAUGGCGGUGGUGGUGUUCGUGGGGCGUCGUGACACAAUGUGAGGGUCUGUUGCGUGUUUAAGGGGUAAAUUAUGGAUGGAAACUAGGUAAGUGUUAAAUGUGUAGUUAGAAAUACGCUGCUUGCUUUGCAAGGUAGCAGUGUCCUCUCCUGUGAAACUCAGCAGGGGAUUUUGGUAGUGAGUAGUGAGUCAUUUUUGGUUUUCUUUUCUUUGUUUUCUGCGACUCCAUCUAACUGUUUAUCUUAAUAGUUAAUAUAGAGCUAUAUAAUGU